Lytechinus pictus (painted urchin) is the source of this 5979-nucleotide messenger RNA. RefSeq names its product transmembrane and coiled-coil domain-containing protein 3-like. Gene Ontology annotation, cellular component: membrane. Lineage: Eukaryota; Metazoa; Echinodermata; Echinoidea; Temnopleuroida; Toxopneustidae. The record is from RefSeq and is a predicted model, not a curated record. Bases 631 to 2820 code for a protein of 729 amino acids. Gene Ontology annotation, molecular function: potassium:proton antiporter activity. The transcript has 15 exons. Gene Ontology annotation, biological process: proton transmembrane transport; potassium ion transmembrane transport.
CCCCCCUCCUCCCAUAGCAAAACCCAUCUUAGUGUUGUAUCUCAAAAGAAGAAGAAAAUGUCUUUAUUCUGUUUAUUUUCCAUGCUUGCUACUUUCCAUUCUCCGGGCCAUUCUCCAAUAAAAGGGCUUCCAAAGUCUCAAAGUCUUUCGGAUGGUGACGUUAAAGGUCGGUCCCAGACGUAAAUAAUCAUAUCUGAUUGAUACACGUCUGACAAAAACUCAAAUACACACACUCAAAGAGCACGUCUAGCCAAGCAGUGACGUCGCGUCGUGCAUAAUGAUUUGCGCUGGAGAUGAUGACAGACCGAGAUCAGAUAGAGAACGAGACUAGAAAGUUUUGCCGUUCUUUCUAACGAACAUUGAGUCGUAUUUGACGAAUAAUGGAGCGGCCUUCAUUUCAAGGGUUGUCUGCUUUGUGAAGCAAAACGACUAUGUCAACAGAAACACACAUUCCAAAACCACUUUUGCUCAUCUGUAGCCUUUGGCAAAUAAUGGAAAAAAAAUCAGAGGACAAGCCCCACACAGAGACCAGACAGCACUUAGAAUGCCUCUUACUCUCUAAAUGUCAACAAGACCUGGUUCCAUUCUAGGGAUAUUUAUCUGCAUUCGUGUACUUGCGUCCAGGUUACAAUGGCGAGAGGUUUGAGAAUGCUCCAAACUAUUUCAUCAUGUCUUAUUCUAUCUGCUGCACUGGUAGCCAUUUUGGCCACUUCCAUAGACGCAGCGAACCCCAAAGCUUACAAGGAAGCGCUAAAAGCCAAGGAAAAGGAAUCCCAAGGGGAGAGUGUCGUCGGAGGGGCACAGCUUGGGAAGCGAUCCCAACGAGACCGCUACUGGCUGGCGAACUCCUGCGGGAAGCUUGCGGGUCUGAUGCAGACGAAGAAGAGGGUGAUCCAGAAGUUGAACCAAACCAUUUACGACGUGGAUUCGAAUUUUAAACUUCCCAGGGAAGAGAGGGCGUUUCAGAUCCACACCUUUCAGAUCUUUCAGAAGGAGAUUAAUGAGAGUGAGAAUGAGAUCUUCAUGGCCAUUAAUGGACUACAGAGGGCGCUUCAGGGCAAUUACAAGGACAUUAUCAACAUGAAAGAGAGCAGCCGCCUUCGUCUGGAUGCCUUGCGAGAGGCGACCCUGAUGGAGGAACAGGAGUACAAUGACCUUGUGGCAGCAGAGAAGAAACAGAUAGCAGCCAAGGUCCACCUUCAACAUCUCAAUUUUGGCAACUCUUCAAACCAUACCAAGGUCGAGACUAUCCUAGAUGAAAUAUUUCAGGAGGUAGCUGAAGCCGCAGAUAAACUGGAGGUUGAUAUCGAGGAACAUGCUUUUGAUAAGAGUAAGAUGGCAAAAGGAUCACAGAUCGAGGCCGUGGUUCGUAUUGAUGAGAUCCUGACCAAUUAUAACAACUCAAACUCUGUGAGGAAAAGAGCGGUUCAGCCAGGGAUGAGUGUACUCAUAGAUACCAGUAACAAUCAGUAUGUGCUCACGAAGCCCAAGGAUACAACAGUUCCACUUGAAGACCAUCAUUUUAUCAAGGAUAUACUCUUAAUGGUGGUUUUGGCCGCUAUCCUCGGCUGGGCAAGCAGUGCUAUGGGCUUUCCAGCGAUGUUUGGAUACAUUAUGACUGGUGUUAUACUAGGAUCUGAUGGUUGUAAUAUCAUCAAGGCAGUAGUACAAGUUGAGAGCCUUGCUGAAUUUGGUUCUUUCUUCAUACUUUUCUCUGUCGGCUUAGAAUUUUCUCCUGAAAAGAUUAAAAAGGUAUGGAAGGUUGCUCUCAUAGGCAGUGUAGCAAUGAGCGUUCUGAUGAUCAUCUAUGGCAUCCUCUUUGGGUUUGCCUUACAUAUUAUCCCGAGACAGAGUGCUUUCAUUGCAGCAUGCUUGUCCCUUUCAAGCACUCCGUUGGUCGUCAAGUUUCUCAGUUCUAACUCCGCACGCAGAGAGAAAGAAGAAGAUGUUGGGGAUCAUGAUUAUAGUCACACACUACUUGGGAUCCUAGUAAUGCAGGAUGUCCAACUAGGUCUUUUAGUAGCUAUCAUGCCCACGCUAGCUGGAGCUGACAAUUCAUUAUCAGACACCCAACAGCAAUUGUCUCUACUAGUCAGCAUUGUGGCAACCUUCAGACUUAUUCUAUGGCUUGCCUUAGCAAUGGGAAGUAUUCUGCUACUCACCUACACAUUCAGCAAACUAGUUGUACCAUUCAUCUUUCAUCGGUUAAAACAAGAAGGCAACAAGGAAAUUCUAUUGCUUGCUACAAUAUCAUCUGUUUUCAUCAUGCUUAUGAUCACAGAUUCCUUGGGUUUAUCAAUGGAGCUUGGUUGUUUUCUAGCUGGUGCUAUGUUAAGUACCCUCGGACAUACAUUCAUAGAAGAAUUGAAUGUAAUGGUAGAACCCGUAAGAGAUGUCUUUGCUUGCCUCUUCUUCGCAUCUAUUGGUCUUCAUAUAUUCCCAACGUUUGUAGCCUAUGAGCUGACUAUUCUCCUAAGUCUUACUUUUACUGUGGUUAUCCUGAAGUUUUUGACAGGUGUGUUUGUUCUCGGUAUCCUACUGCCAUUGAGUAAUAGGCAUAUUAAAUGGGUCGUAGCGUCAGGCUUAGCUCAGGUCAGUGAAUUCUCAUUUGUCCUCGGAAGCAGAGCGAGAAGAUUGGGAAUUCUAUCAAGAGAGGUUUACCUAUUAAUAUUAAGCGUUACAACUCUAAGUCUCUUGCUGGCACCUAUUCUGUGGAGGAUAUCUGUGUGGCGAUGUAGAAGGCAUGUUCACAGACCGGUCUUGACCAGGCUCAAGUCUACAAGUGAGAGUGAAAAAGAGAUUGGGACAAAGAUAGUUUGAUAGUGGAUCCAGGUCUACCCAAUCGAGGUCCAGGACUAUGAGAUGACACUGCCAUAUGAACUUAAGACAUCACUGCCCGAGACCCUAAUAUGGAACUGACCUCCCUGCCUCAUUGUGAUUGGAAUAUUUAAUAAUAAUGAUGAUAAUGAUAAUAAUAAUAAUAGCUGGAUUUAUAAAGCGCUUUUUGCCUGAGGAUACAAAGCGCUGCUGUUAUUACCCCAUCACCGGCGCUCAGUGCAUGCAAGGAAUUAAUCCUGCCGGAUACCCAGUCACCUCACCUGGGUCGAGUGCAGCACAGUGUGGAUAAAUUUCUGGAUUUAUAAUUUAGCACCGUUGCCAGAGAAUAUAAAGCACAAUUUUUAUUGUGAUAAUAACAUGCUCAGUGCAUUGAAUCCAACUCAGCACACCUGGGUUGAGGACAGCACAAUGUGGCUAAAUGUCUUUGUGAAGGAAAUCGUGCUGUGGCCGGGAUUUGAACCCACAACCCUCUACUAGAAAGAUGAGAGUCAGAAACACCAGGCCACAGCUACCCACCCAAUAUAGACCCGGGGCUGCGUUUGAAUUAUGCUUGAAGCUGGAAUUGUAUCUGUGAGUUACAAUUUGGAACUGUGUUUCGUGAGUUUGAAGCUUGGGACCAAGUCUUCUUUAUUUUCAGUUGUAUUUCUAGUCUGUUUGAUGAUUGAUGAAUUUGUAAGACUAUGUUGAUAUGUUGAAUAUGUCGAUAUUUAAGACUGGUGUUGCACCAAGUUAGACAAGGAUAUCGAAGAUAUAAAAUGAGCUAUGAAUUGAUUUGCCGAAUAGACCAUAUUUUUAUAUUUGAAUUCUGAUAGGCCUUGAGGGCUAUAAUUUUGUACAACAUGGUAAAAUAAUGUGAGAGAAAAUGAAAAUAAGAUGUGUUCCUUAAGGUUCAGUCUUAGGACCAUCUGUGUUUAAUGAUCAGAUGAGGUUCAUAUUAUGCACACAGAUAUGAAAUGCUGAACAUUGGAAGAAUAGAAAAUAGAUUCAUUGACAUUUAAAGAAAAUUGACACUGACUGGCUUUCAGGAAUGUAUCAGCUAGUAUUAGAUUGCUUGAAGAAAAGGGAAGGUAUCUGUGCUAUGAACAGUCACUAUAAGUAUAGUCCGUAUCAGACAUUUGGAGCAAAAUUAAGGAAUUGUUAAAAUUUUAUACUACAAUUGGGCUGUUAAAACUGAUAAAUCUGUAAUGUAAAUGUUGUAACCUUGCGUACAGAAUUUGGCAUUUUACUUCCUCAUUCAUAACUCAUAAGUUAGACCUUUUUCUGAUCUUCUAUUCCAGUGUAGUGUCCAUAACUAUCAGUUUUCCUUUUUUUCUGCUACAAAAGAAUGGAAACAAUAUCUCCAUUUAUUGUGUAAAGUCAUUACUGUAACUUAUUUUGUAACAAGGGAUACGUUUUUGGUGCACAAGUAUGAAAAAAAAAACACUUUAAGAUUAAAAAAAUAAAGAGGAUAUAAUGUCAUCAUCCAGUUGAAUGUAUAUUCCUAAUGACAUGUAACUUAACUGAUAUGAUGUAAAAGUUCAAGAUGCUCUAUUAACUUUGUUGUUAUUUAAUCAGAUUUUAAUAUUUUCACUGUUUUCGUUGUUUUUAAUUUUCACUAUUCAGUAGUCUGCCCAUAAACAUGACUCGUUCCACAAUCCUUCAUAUUUUCAUUGGACUUUAUAAGUUGAAUUUUGUGUAGAAAAGUGUUACUUGUAGAAUCAGGCGCUUUGUGCUUUCAGUAGAAAAGGAAAUACAUUUAUUUUAAUAAGUUAUAUUUUCACCUUGCAUAAUUUAUUUUCAUUUGUAUUUGUACUCAUUGUGUAAAGAUUGAUUCAUAUUUUUUUAUAGAGCAGAUCUAAAUAUUUUUAUUUGCUAAUGCAGUAAUCCCUUUAUUCAUUUAUUUGCCUCUUCAUCGGGGUAUUGAAUAGGCAAACCUCAUCUAAAAUAGGCAGUGCAAAUUUUGCUCGAAUUAUUUUAUUGAGAAGGAAACUAUUUGUAUUAACUGAAUUCUGAGCUAUCUUGACUGUGAAAAGGAUUUUAAGGCAAAAUUUCAAUAUAGAUGAGCUUGUACUUGUAUGCCAGUGUUUUGGUAUACAGUAUGUCCCAAAUAAAAUCCUCUAAAUAGACAAAAGAAUGAUGUACACGGGAAUCUAAAUCUAAUCUAAAUUAUUAUUACAUAUUUAGAAAUUCUACUUGAAAUUUACGUUCCUACAAAUAUUCAAAGGUCUCGCUUUGUUGGUCUUAAAUACGCAGGUUCUUUAGUAACAGCACUGCUUGUCAACCCAUUCCAAAUUUGAUAAAACCUAGCAAUGCGCACUACACAAUUGGAUGAAUUGGCAUUAGACCAAAUGGAAAUAAACCAAUUUUCAGAUAAAUUUGAGUACUUGAUUCACUUGUGUCUAAAAGAGACAUUUUUAUUGAUACCUGCUUUACAUGAGACUAUUUCAAUAUCUGAGACAUAGUGAUAAUGUAAACUGGUUGGACCUUCCCCCUUGAGAACUGAUUUAUAUUUGUUUUAUUAAUCAUAUAGGUCACAAAGCAUAAAAUUCAUGCCAUUAUUGUAUGUGUUGUUUACAAUCCUGAGCUUGAUAGGUUCUGUGUUUGUUCUGUAAAAUUGAAUUCAUUUUAGGAGGUGCUGUUCCUAUCUAGAUUAAAGGGAUGGUCCAGGCUGAAAAUGUUCAUAUCUAAAUAAAUAGAGUAAAAUUCACAGAACAAAAUGCUGAAUAUUUCAUCAAAAUCGGAUAACAAAUAAUGAAGUUAUUGAAUAUCAAAGAUUUGCAUUCUGGUAAAACAGUUCUAAGCAUGUCUUCAUGAAUAUUCAUUAGGUGGGCUGAUGAUGUGUGUGAAUUUUACUAUAUUUAUUGAGAUAUAAAUAUCUCCAGCCUGGACCAUCCCUUUAAAGCUUAUAUAAUGGGUGCAUACAUUUUUAUUAUGUUUAAUUUAUAUUGUGCGCUAUGUAAUAGAUUUGCUUUUGCAAAAUGUUGAAAGGAAUUGUGUAAUGAGGUCAUAUAAGAACUGAAUUAUUAUUUUCUUUUUACUUAAUCUCAUUGUCAUACAUUUAUUUGUAAUAAUUGUAAAAUGACACAGAGUAUUUGCCGAUUGGAAGUACGCUUUGAAGAUUUGGAUGUUAGAUGAUACUGCAUUAGAGUUCACAUUAAUUAA